UGCAUGACCAGGUUGGUGUGGUUCAGUUUGGACCCUAUAAGCAACUGUUCAUGCAAACUCUGUCCCGUGGGCGCACCUGUUACCUGGGCCUGCCGUCUCUGCCCUGCUUACACAGUUACCCCCAGAGGAACUGGAAGGACAGCGGGGCUAAAGGAGGUCUGCCAGCGGUGGGCCUGCGUCUCUCUGAUCUCAUUUCCCGCCUGCAGCAGUGCUAUCAGCUGACCACAGCAGGGCGCUUUGAAGAAGCUGUUGAUCGUUUCAGAGCCGUUCUCCUCUCCGUACCACUGCUUGUGGUCGACAACAAACAAGAGAUUGCAGAGGCUCAACAGCUUAUCACUAUCUGUAAAGAGUAUAUUAUUGGCCUCACUAUGGAGACAGAGAGGAAGAAACUUCCCAAAGACACUCUCGAUCAACAAAAGAGACUUUGUGAAGUUUAA
Molecule: messenger RNA, 437 nt
Organism: Sinocyclocheilus rhinocerous
Lineage: Eukaryota; Metazoa; Chordata; Actinopteri; Cypriniformes; Cyprinidae
Product: coatomer subunit alpha-like
Exons: 3
Coding region: 51-437 (128 amino acids)
Biological process (GO): intracellular protein transport; vesicle-mediated transport
Cellular component (GO): COPI vesicle coat
Molecular function (GO): structural molecule activity; protein binding
Source: RefSeq, a predicted model, not a curated record